Messenger RNA from Aspergillus ochraceoroseus IBT 24754, 1407 nucleotides. Its product is annotated as putative MFS transporter. Gene Ontology annotation, biological process: transmembrane transport. Gene Ontology annotation, molecular function: transmembrane transporter activity. Gene Ontology annotation, cellular component: membrane. The transcript is spliced from 11 exons. The coding region runs from base 1 to 1407 and encodes 468 amino acids. The record is from RefSeq and is a predicted model, not a curated record. NCBI's taxonomy places the organism in Eukaryota, Fungi, Ascomycota, Eurotiomycetes, Eurotiales, Aspergillaceae.
AUGACGGGCGACCCAGUGGCCCAACAGAUGCUAACCAAACGUCUUCUGUUCAAAUUAGACACCAGGAUUCUUCCAAUUCUCGCGGUGCUUUUCCUAUGCUCAUUCUUGGACCGGACCAAUGUUGGCAAUGCGAGCAUUCUGGGUCUACAGGAUGAUAUUGGUAUCACAGGGCACCAAUACAAUAUCGGGUUGGCGGUUUUCUAUCUUUUCUAUAUCCUGAGUGAAAUCCCGAGCAAUCUAAUCAUCAAAAAGGCAUCCCCGAAAAUCUGGCUUCCGUCCCUGACAAUGGUUUGGGGUAUCAUUACAAUGUGUCUGGGCUUUGUGCGUAAUUUUGGCAGUUUUGUCGCAGUCCGCGCGAUCCUGGGUAUUGCCGAGGGAGGGUUGCUCCCUGGAAUGGUAUUGUAUCUAUCAUUCUUCUAUCGACGAGGGGAUUUGGCUCUGCGGAUUGGGUUAUUCUAUACCGCUGCAUCAUUAUCUGGGGCAUUUGGAGGCCUCCUAGCUCGCGGUUUAGCAGAAAUCAGCCCCCGGGGUGGACUUGAGGGAUGGCGUUGGAUUAUGAUCAUUGAAGGGCUUUUGACCUUCGUAUGCGGAGGUCUGAGCUUUUUCGGCCUCCCCAAUAACCUUGAGACCGCGUCGUUCUUGUCAGAAGAAGAACGCAUAUAUGCUCUUGAAAGACUCAAGCUCGACCACCCAUCGCUCCCUCAAGGAACUCUCACAGAUGAACAAGAAGGCUUAAGGUGGUCUGAGGUACGACGGGGUCUUCUCGAUCCCCGCAUGUGGCUAUCAGCCCUCGCGUACUUCGCAAUCCUGUCCGGGCUCUACUCCUUCGGGUUAUUCUUGCCAACUAUCAUCAACGAGAGUGGAUUCGCCUCUAGCGCAAACCAAGUCCAGCUAUGGACGGUUAUUCCGUAUGCCGUGGCAGCUGUUUUAACUGUUGUCGUUGCAUUCAUUUCGGACCGCAUGCAACUCAGAGGCAUCAUUAUGCUCUUCACCCUCCCCAUCGCUAUUACCGGGUACGCCGCGAUAGCGAAUAUCGAGUCAGCGCAGAUCAAAUACGGAAUGACCUUUCUCAUGGCGACGGGGAUGUACGCCAGCGUUCCUUGUAUUUUGGUGUGGAACUCGAAUAACUCGGCAGGGCAUUAUAAGAGAGCCACGACGUCUGCGAUGCAGCUGGCGAUUGCGAAUUGUGGCGGAUUUGUUGCAACAUUUACCUAUCCGAGCCAGGAUCAACCACAGUAUCAUCAGGGCCAUACAGUGAUUAUGGGGUUAUUGGUUUUUGCAUGGUUCAUGAUCUUGUUUAACGUGCUUUACUGCGCCAAGAUCAACCGGGACAAGCGAAGGGGGAAAUAUGCCCAGUAUGAGGGUUACAAUGAUGAUCGUGAUCCCAAGUUCAUGAUGGUGUUGUAG